Messenger RNA from Soboliphyme baturini, 519 nucleotides. The record is from the annotation of a GenBank genome assembly. NCBI's taxonomy places the organism in Eukaryota, Metazoa, Nematoda, Enoplea, Dioctophymatida, Soboliphymatidae.
AUGGCUUCUUGGCGUCGUGGGCUCAUGCAUGUCAGCCUAACAAAUGACUUCGCUUUAAUUUUAGACGACGACAAGUUUUAUCGUCUCGGCGAACGAAUGACGAUGGCUUGCGUUGGAGACGGUGGCGAUGCAGACGAGUUCGCCGAGUAUAUUGUCAAAAAUGUACACCUCUACAAACUGCGUUGCGGUUAUGAACUGGAUCCGGAGGCGGUGGCCACCUUCGCGAGAAAGGCGAUUACAGAUAACCUGCGCACUUCGGAACCAUAUGCAGUCAAUUUUAUUCUCGGAGGCUACAAUCAGACCAAUGGACCAUACGUGACGAUGGUCGAUUAUCUUGGAACGAUGUUCCAGGCACCGUUUGUGAUGUACGGCUAUGGAUCGAUGUUCUGUUACAGCAUUUUAGACCGCCUUUAUCGAGACGGUAAGAUUUGUAAGAUAUGUCUGGUAUUUAUUGUCAGGGGUGAAUAUAUGAUGAGGUUGAAACUGCAAAAACCGGGGAUAAGUAUCGGUGGUUCAUAA